AUGGCGGUAGAGCUGUGGGUGACCCUGCAGGAGGUCCUGGAGCUGGACAGCCACCACAGCUGGAUCUACUUGAGACGCUCUCGCCGCAGGCGAUUUGUGCGUGGAUCGUUCGGCGAGGCAGUCCUGGUGGUGGAGGGUACGGUCCUGCUGGUGCUGGAGUUGCUAGUCCUGGAGGUACUGCUGGUGCUGGAGGUACUGGAGGUACUGCUGGAGGUGCUGCUGGUGCUGGAGGUACUAGAGGUGCUGCUGGUACUGGAGGUGCUGGAGCUACUAGUCCUAGAGGUGCUACUGGUGCUGGAGGUGCCGGACCUACUAGUCCCGGAGGUACAGCUGGUGCUGGAGGUGCUGCUGGUCCUGGAGGCGUUGGAGCUUGAGGUUCUGGUCCUAGAGGUGCUCGUACCGGAGGAGCUGGAGCUGCCGGAGUUGGUGGUGCUAUUCGUGCUGGAGGUGCUACUGGAGCUGCUGGCAGUGGAGGUGCUGGAGGUACUGCUGGUGCUGGAGGCGCUGGAGCUGGAGGUACUAGAGGUACUGGAGUUGCUGGAGCUGCUGGUCCUGGAGGUUCUCGUACUAGAGGUGCUGGAGCUGCCAGAGCAGGUGGUGCUGCUGGUGCUGGAGGUGCUGGAGGUGCUGGAGGUGCUAGUAGAGCUACUGGUGCUGAAGGUACUGGUGCUGCUGGUGCUGGAGGAGCUGGAGCUGGUGUCUCCGCCACAGCUACUGCCUGGCUCCUCGCUGCCUGCUCCUGCUCCUCACACUGAGGUGACUUAG
Molecule: messenger RNA, 765 nt
Organism: Closterium sp. Naga37s-1
Lineage: Eukaryota; Viridiplantae; Streptophyta; Zygnematophyceae; Desmidiales; Closteriaceae
Source: the annotation of a GenBank genome assembly